Molecule: messenger RNA, 1263 nt
Organism: Strongyloides ratti
Lineage: Eukaryota; Metazoa; Nematoda; Chromadorea; Rhabditida; Strongyloididae
Exons: 2
Coding region: 1-1263 (420 amino acids)
Source: RefSeq, a predicted model, not a curated record
AUGUUUUCACAAAUAAAAGCAUUUAUUAUCGCUUGGUCAUUUUUUUAUUUUCAUGUGGUAUAUGCGUAUCCACCAACAACAACAAUAUCUCCCGUAUUAAAUCUAUUAAAUCAUCAUGUAUAUUAUUAUAACAAUCCAUUUCUUAAUCAUUAUCUUUCAUCACCUACCAUUCCAUUAAAUCUUAUUUCACCUGCUGUUAAUAGCUUACAUUUAUCUCAUGAACAACUUACACAACAUUUUAAUCAUCUUCAUGAACAAUAUCUUAACAAUUUAUUUGGAUCAUCUGACUUUAGUCAUCAUCCUUUUCACCAUUACCCGACAACAGCAAUGAUCAUGACAUCAACUCAAUCACCACCAUUACUGAUCACUAGUACUACUACAACAAGAUCACCAUCGAUAAUGGCUGUCUCAUUGUCAAAAGAAGACAAAGAUAUUAAUAAAAAAUUUAAAGAAAAAAAUGAAUUAAUAAAAAUAAAUAAACUAAAUCAAAAUAUAUCUCCAUCAAAAUUGAAUCUUGAUGAAUUAUUAAAAAAUUCUAAAUUAGAUGAAAAAGAAAAAGAAGAUUUUUUAAAACAUUUUCAAACAAUUAUUGAAAAAGAAUUAGAAAAAAGGCAAAAGAAAAAAUUAAUUAUCAAGACAACUGGCUCAGAAAUUAAAAAUGAUUCUGGAAAUUUUAAUGAAACAAUCAAAACUACAACAACAACAACUACUACAACUAUUCUUACACCACCAUUAAAUGAAAUUAUUAAAGCUCAAGGAACAAGAAUAAUUAAAAAUAAUGAAAAUAAUGUUGAUUCUAAAGAAUUAUUAGAAAAUUUAGAUUUAGUUUCAAAGGCCAUUGAACAAUAUUUAAAUGUAGAAAAAGAAAGAAGUAUUAAUACGGCUGAAAAAAGUUUACCAGUUAAUGAGGAGGAAAUAGAAAAUAUUUCAAAAAAAGAAGAUGAUGAUGAAGAUAAUUUUAAGAUAAAUGAACAAAAAGAAUUUGAUAGAUUUAUUAAUUCAAAAAAAGAAGAUAAAAUUUCUACUUCAACAACAUCAACAACAACCACAACCACAACAGCUUCAGAAAUAUUUUUAGAAAAUACCUCUACUCCUCCUAUUUUUAAUGUACUUCGUCGUCGGUUACCUCCAACAAGAUAUAAUACAGAAUUUGAGAGAUUAGCUCAGGAUUAUCAGGAAAGAUUAAUGAUGGCAGCAGGUGGUAUAGAAGAGGAUGUUUUUAAAAUUUUACGUAAUGCUAAAAUAGCUUUAUAUUCCCAGUAG